Solea solea (common sole) is the source of this 7113-nucleotide messenger RNA. It is a transcript of the gene mroh1, whose product is annotated as maestro heat-like repeat family member 1. The record is from RefSeq and is a predicted model, not a curated record. The coding region runs from base 199 to 5109 and encodes 1636 amino acids. Gene Ontology annotation, cellular component: cytoplasm. Lineage: Eukaryota; Metazoa; Chordata; Actinopteri; Pleuronectiformes; Soleidae. The transcript has 45 exons.
GGCGUGUUUACACCUGCAGACUCCGACACAGCCGACAGUCCUGUCCGUUUGUGUGUGUCAGUGACAGGGACGUCUGUUGUCCCGGCUAAAGACAAAGGGCAGCGUGUCUGUGGGGCUAUUGUUUCUCGGACACUGAGCUGGGAGUUGGAGGAAAACAUCAGCUCAACCACAGGCUCUCAGGAGCUCUUUCUGUCCACCAUGGAUGAGACAGAUGUUGAACAAGUGACCCUGGCUCUUCUAGAUGCAGCCACUGAUAAAGACCCAGAGGUCCAGAGGCAGGUCAGAAAGUCUAUGUUAACCCUGGGAAAGCUACAGCCAGACCGAGUGUUAGCCAUGUGUCAGGACUACCUCCUGAAACACCCAAAGUUGGUCGUGAGUCACAGAGUUGUGAUUCUUCAGACUAUUGAGCUGAUUGCUGGCUGCAGGAUAGAGGAGAUCAGUUCCCCCAGAAUAAAAAGCAUAAUCUCUCUAGCAUCAGAUGAGAUGACACGAUCAAAAGAGGUCAUCCCUGACUGGCAGCAGGCAGCCAGUAAUAUCUUGGUUGCUGUCGGUAACAAACAUAUCAACGACGUUAUGGAGGAGAUACUAAACAAGUUUCAGCCGGGGGUCCUUCCUCAUUUCUUUGUCAUCCAAACACUGGCCAAUCUCUCUGAUUCCAAUGUUUAUGGCAUGGUACCCUUCCUGAAUGCUAUUCUUGGCACCUUGUUGCCCAUGUUGAGCAUGGCCAAACAUGAUAACAUGAAAUGGGCCUUCUCUUCUGCUCUGUGUCACUUCAGCGACAGUAUAUUAGAGUAUCUGGCCAAUUUGGACAAGGCUCCAGAUCCCACAGUCAGGAAAGACACUUUUUCCAGUGAAAUCUAUGCUGCUUAUGAAAUUCUCUUUAAUAAUUGGAUACAAAGCAGGGAGUCUAAGUUGAGGUUAACUGUGGCCGAGGCAGUUGGCUCUAUGUGCCAUCUGAUGGCCAACGAUAAACUGGAGGAGCAAAUUCCCAAACUCAUUCCCACCAUGCUUUCGCUAUACAAGAAAAACAAUGAGCACUUCAUCAUCAGCAAGAGUCUGUGCCAAGUGCUUGAUGCCUCUGUCAACAUGGGCAGCAGAGUGCUGGAGACCCAACUCGACAGUCUGCUCCUUGCACUACAUCACCAGGCGUCUGCCCCUAUUGACUACAAUAACCCUCCUACUGUCAAGAACCACAAUGAGGUCCUGCGUUGCUUCAGCUUAUUAGCAAACUCCUUCCCAGACCGGCUGGUUAUGUUUGUACUUCAGAAGUUGGAAAACAGUAAUGAGCGGAGUAGGAUGGGCUCCCUGGCUGUCCUUCGCCACCUCAUCAACUCCACCACUUCUACCAUGGAGAACAAAAAGUUGCUGAUUCUGGCCAGCAUCAGACAACCAAUGGCUGACCACAGCAACAAGGUGAAGAAGCGUGUAGUCCAAGUGAUCAGUGCAAUGGCUCAUCAUGGUUAUCUGGAGUUAGAGGGAGGGGAGUUACUUGUUCGAUUUAUAGUUCAACAUUGUGCCUUACCUGACACGUACCAGCGUGGCGAGAAGCCCACAGAUCCAGAAGAGGUGACAAAUGAGUCCCUGAGGACAAUGUGUGACAACACCCUUCAUCUCCUGACCACCACUGUGGGACGUCUAGCUGAUGUGCUCUGGCCCAAGCUGCUGUACUAUUUGACCCCUUCCCAGUACAGCAAUGCCACCACUCCUCUGUGUAAGAGUCUGAUAAUACUGGGCAACAAGAAGAAACAAAACCAGGAGCCCAGCUGUAACAUAAACUUUACACAGGAAGUCAACCUCCCUUCUCCUCAAACGCUAAUGAUCAGACUGCUGGUGAAUGCAGCAUUCCCAUUCAAUAGCAGAGGUCAUGGAGCGCCGUCCCUGUCUCUCCUUCAGAUCCUCGGUAUCAACAUUCACCCCAACACAGAGAUUCUCUGGGAGAAAGAGAUACCUGCUCUGCUGAGUAUACUAGAUGAGUCUACAUCACAGAGCCUGGAUAAGAAGCACUGGGAUGAGAAGCUGCUCAAGUUCUUGUCUAAAACCCUGGCUACUAUUGAUGAUGACAAGUGGGUGUGUCAGUUGGCAGCCGAGGCAACGCGUUAUCUCUCCACGUACAACAACGCCUUAGAGGAGAAGAAUUUCCUGUAUCAGUGUAUAGGAGUGACUCUUCAACAAUGUUUCAACAAGGAGGUGGUGAAAAAACAGCUGCAGGAAGUCCUGCUCACAGCACGACACAAUGACGCCUUGGAAAGAGAGGGAGUUGCAUUAGGCGUUGGUCUGUGUGCCAACAGCCACCUAGAGGGAACUCUGGCUAAGCUGGAUGAGUUUGGCAAAUCAGACGCCUUCAAGAAGUCGCCAAGCAUUUUCAACCUGCUCAAAGAGCGUAAUGAUGUUGAGGUAGAGAAGGUGAAGAGCACAUUAAUCCUGUGUUAUGGUCAAGUGGCUCUAAACGCUCCUCCAGAAAAGAUACUAAAUCGCAUUGAUCAAGAUAUCCUUCGCUGCAUCAGCAAACACUUCAAUACCAAGGUUCUGGGGAUAAAAGUAGAGACAAAGGACCUGACUAUGAAACUGAGUUUGAUUCAGAGUGUAGGCCUCAUUGCCAAAGCCAUCAGUGAGUGUGUGAAGAAACAAGGCUACGUCUUCUCCCGCAAACAGGAGCUCAUCACUGUUAUGCUGGAUUUUAUAAAGGCAGAGCCAGCUGAUACAUUACGGACUCCAGUACGCCAUCUUGUGAUGACCACUUGUGCCAACUUAUUACCACUGGAUCCUGUGCUGAGUGAGAAUGAGAUCUUUGACCUACUAAAGGUGUGUGUCAACAGUGUGUUUUCUUUGCCACCUGAGACACACACUCCAGAGAAAACUAAAGAAGAAGAGAUACUUGACCCCAAGAAGAGAAAGGCAUUAUACAAAGACACGAUGGCUGCACUGCAGGAGCUGCUGAAGAGUGUAUUGGCCAAGGAGCCCACGCCUGAUGGCCUGCAGAAUGUCUUCAAGCACAUUGAAUCAUGGUUGAGCUCCGGACAGGACCACCAGAGAGAGAGAGCUAUCACAGCAACUGCUCAUGUUCUGUCCUACUACCUGGAUAACCUGACUGUCAAGAACAUGGUUUCAUUCCACAACUUUGGAGCUCUGCUUGGUCGACUGUCUCCUCGCUGUUCUGACCCUCACCCCGCUGUACGCCCUGCUGCUGUUGACUGUAUAUACGCGCUGCUUUAUAUACAGCUACGUUAUGAAGGUUUUGCACUAGAUUAUAAGGAUGAAUCGGUUGACGGUCUGUUGACCCUAAAAAACCAGCUAGAAAACCCUGACCACUCUGUUCUCUACAAGACCUGCUCAGACCUCACCAAGGUGAUGAGUAAACGUCUGCCUCAGCAGCAGCUGGCAACGUUGAUCUUCAUGUUGUUUGAAGGGCUCGUCGACACUCAGACAAACUGUUGCAGAGCUUCAUCUGUCAUCCUGAACACACUGCUGAAAAACAGAGGAGCGGGACUACAAGAACUGGUACCAGAGAUGUUGGAGGUGCUCCAUACACGUCUGCAGAGCAUCACGGAGGAGCAGGUGAGAGUGGCGGUAGGACAGACGGUGCUAAUCCUGGCUUCACAGCAUCUACAGACUGUCAUAAAUGCACUAAUUAACCAACCACUUCCUUAUGACAGCUGGACCAGUGAGAUGUGGAUGGCCUUGGGGGCAGAUCCCAUCGUAGCCAAUCAGAUCAUAGAGAUGGUGAUGGAGAAGCUCCUGAUCAUGGCGCCCUACAUAGACAAGAAGGAGAAUAUGAUAAGAGGAGGCUCAACAAAGAUGGCCACAAAUCAGCCACUGGCCAUGACAUGUGGUCUUAAAGAGCUGUUAUUAAAUGGCCAGAGUCAGGAGCCGGCUGUCAGCCAGUUUCCUCAGCUCUUUUCCUGUCUCAUUGUCAGAGUAGGAGCAAGUGUCGGAGUCUCCGCACCAAGGGACAACAACACUAAAUCCACAUCCCCCAUCCAUGUAGCAGGGGUCGCCACUGAUGCUCUGAAAAUCUUGUUAGCACGAGCCCAAUUAGAUGAGGUGAUGAAACGGAUGGAUGAGGAUAAUACCUGGGACACAAUGAGAGAACCAAACACACACAUUUCUGGAAUUACACUACUAGCGAGGGCAAUGGCUAAACAUGCUGGUCCCAGGUUGCCUGCCAUUCUGGAGUGUCUGUGUCCCUCCCUGAACAACAUCUAUGAAUGCCAGAGAAUCACCGUCACUGCUUUUUUCUCUGAGCUGUUGAACCAUCAUGUGGUGUCGGAGCUGAUGUUGAUAGAUGUUUUAAUGAACAACAUGAUGGAGAGGAUAUCGGACCCUAGUUGCACUGUCCGCAUGCUGGCUGUGCGAGGGCUGGGAAAUAUCGCAGUGGGGUCUCCCGAAAAAGUGAAUAAAUAUGCCAAAGAGCUGCUAGCAGCCAUGAGUUCUGGCAUGGAAGAGAAAGAUGAUCCAGGUAAACUGAUUACUCUUGAGGCCAUGUCCGGUCUGUCCAAAGUUCUCCUGUACCUGGACAAGAAGAAUGUCCACUUACUGGUGGUGUACAUCUUCAUGAAGAUUAAACCGUUCUUGGAAAGUGAGAAUGAUGAAAUCCGCUGUGCCUCCAUCCACCUAAUGGGAAACCUGUCCAAGUUUGGCUCUGGAGAGCAAGUGUUUAAAGACCAAAUCCACAAUGUUCUGGUCAGUCUGCUGCUCCACCUGGUGGACCCGAAUGCACAUGUGGUUAAGGCGUGCAAGUUUGCGAUGCGUGUGUGCGCUCCUGUGGUGGGAUCAGAUCAGAUCACUACCAUGUUUCAGAACCACCUCCACGAUGACAAGAGCUUACACUACGGAGAAUUCAUCAAUGACCUCACCAAGUACCUGAUCCAGGACUUUCCAAGCAUGCUGAACUUCUACCACAUAUCGGUCAUCCAGUUCUUCAAGAGCAACUGGCCUGAGGUCAGAGCAGCAGCUGCCAUGUUCAUAGGGUUUCUGCUCAGCAACCUUUCAGAGGAGCAUUUCUCCCACCUCAAUACGGGAACCAUCACUAAAGGUUUAGUGAUGCUGCUCCAAGAUCCAGAUCCAGUGGUGAGAAUGAAGGCUGCUGAGGCCAUGGGACACUUCCACUGAAACGCACACACAGAUAUACACACUAGUAUUUUUUACACAAACAUGCAAAUCCCAACGCUGAAACGUGCAGUCAUUUAUAAAUAAAUAAAAUAUUCCAAACUACCCAACUGAAAUGUUGUUAGGAAACCUGUGCGGCCAGAAGCCAAACUGUUACAUUUACCAGUGUUACAAUUUUCAUAUAGAUAGAUAUAUAUAUAUAUAUUUAGGCAUUAGCAGCUUGUAUUGGCUUCUUUUGUUACUUUAAACUGGUACUUGAAAGGAAGUGUUAAUAUUUUAGUGACCAAAGACUGUGCUGCUCUUAACAGAUUGACUGUAACAUGUUGUGUUCAGUCUGCGCGACAAUGCCAGAAAUAGACAGUGUUCCAUUCAGGAAAUAGACCACACUUCAAAGAGUUUUAGAAAAAAGUAUAGGUUUAUUUAGAUCAAGGGUCUCAAACUAAAAUGACCUGGGGGCCACUUUUAGAGUCUCGUCUGUAAGAAAAAAAGUCAAACUUUAGUAGGUAGUUCACAAUAAAAAAAAUAUAUAUAUAUUUGUGAACAUUAAUCUGUAAAUAAAAAUAAAUGAAAAUGAUUGGGGGAUCACAAGUGGCCCACAGGUCGCAAGUUUGUGACCUGUGAUUUAGAUAUUGUGACGGGAACCCACAAGUACAUGACCGUGUGUUUUUGUGUCCAUUCCUCCGUGUGUAAAUCCUGCUGUCCUUUAAUCAGCUUGGAGCUUUGUCCCCCACCUUUCAUCACGAUAAACGUCAAGAUUUAAGAUGUGUUAAAAAACAGAAUGUAUAAUGUAUUUAUUUGAUUUCAUUUAAAAAAAGACAGCUAAAAUGAUAAAUGCACAAGAACUACAGAACAGCAGAAAUGUCCUCUAUGGUUCGCAGCUGUGAAUGGAGGCUGUUAUUAAAAAGAAUCUAGUGUCCAGUUAGUCCGGAUCAUCUCGCCAGCACUGACCAGUUAGUGUCUCUCACAGCCGGACCGAUAGUUACUGUUGCACCUGAUGUCGCCGCUUCAGUUGAAGUUUAAAAAAAAAAUUAAAUAAAAAAACAUCUCACAUCCAAUUGUAAACCAUAAAUAAGCUGUUUGUAAAUCACUGCCACUCAACACACAACCUUUCAGCUCCUAAAUAAACGUCACACUGACUCGUUCAUCGCUCUGUCAGUUUCACAUUAUCGACACACAUGUGUAUCUGUGCAGCCACACACACAUUUAUUCACUCAUUCUUCUGAACCAGCCAUACAGACCCAUGUAAACAGGCCGUGAUAGGUAGUCAAAACAAACCUGUGCAGCCAUGCUGAAGACAGUUUGUGCCAAAUGUCUGUUGACGUCCUGUAAUAUAAUAUAGCAAUGAGUUGAAUUUUUGAUUUAUGGCCCUCACUGUCUUUUCAGUGUAAUAAUUAAUGUAGUUUUAACAAACAGUUGAGGGUUUACAGGCCUCCUAAUGUAAAUAUGAAUGUUUAUUUAUGUUGGGAACUGGUUCUUAAAUGUGUCUUAAGUUGAAUUAACUUGUCUGAAAGUGUCAAUCAUGGGUUUUGUGUUUCUAUUGCACUUUGAGUUCCUGAUGUAGAGUCACUUUUCACAGCCCGUGUGGAGAACAGUUUUCUAAUAAUAACAAUAAUAAUAAUGAUAAUAAUAAUAGUAAUAAUGUGAUCAUUAUGGGUAAACAAACACAGGUCAAAUAAAGAUGCCUCUUCAGCUGCUUCGUUUGUUCUAUAAACAGGGACUCUCGGCUUCUUGCACUUUCUGUCACAGUUUAAUUUCGGGUGAAUGGAAAUUGCUGUUAAAAUCUUUUUACCACUGAUGGGGAAUUUUCAUGUCAUCUUUCUCUUUCUUUAAUUUUUUACCAUGUUGAAUGUCGGUGUGAUAUUAGUAUGUAUGACACGUGGAGGUACGGCUUCUCCAAACUAUUAAUGUGUGAAUGUGUUCAGAGUGAGUGCUAAAAUGUUUAUGUUCCACAACAAAGUGGAUGAUGACGGAUAUCAAAUGAAGAAAUAAACAUUAAGUCAAAGAUGA